GUAAUAAAGGUCAUGGUCUCUUAUAAACCUAUGUAAAAUAAGACCAUAUCCUGUAAUAAAGGUCAUGGUCUCUAAUUAACCUAUGGUAAACAUUAGACCAUAUCCUGUUAUGAAGGUCAUGGUCUCUUAUAAACCUAUGUAAAAUAAGACCAUAUCCUGUAAUAAAGGUCAUGGUCUCUAAUUAACCUAUGGUAAACAUUAGACCAUAUCCUGUUAUGAAGGUCAUGGUCUCUAAUUAACCUAUGGUAAACAUUAGACCAUAUCCUGUUAUGAAGGUCAUGGUCUCUUAUUAACCUAUGUAAAAUAAGAUUAAUCCUGUAAUAAAGGAACAGUCUUUUAUUUACAUGUACCUAUCUAAAAUGAGACCAUAUCCUGUUAUAAAUGUCAUGCAGUCAUUGAAUUUAAGAUGUUGAAUUUAUUGGCCCGAAUUCCAGUUUGAAUUUAUUCUACUAGAUCUAUUUAACUAAAUUUUCUUAAAAUUUACACCGGCCCGAACUUAUUUUCACUGGCUAUGGGCUACAGGGCCAGUGCUAAAUUCGAUGACUGUCAUGGUCUUAUAUGAAUGUUAUAUAAAAUAAGAAAGUAUCAUAUAUCAAAGGCCAUGGUCUCACACUGACCUAUCUAAAAUAAUGUCCUAUCCAUUUUUGUGUCACCUGUACGUAGAAGUGGCGGCAUAUAGGGAUCACUUUUCCGUCAUCUGUCCAUCCGCACUCAAAGGACAGUAAUAAUGUGGAUGAUGGGACAAGAGGUAACUGUUCUUUCUCUUUGUCAUUCAGUAAUGCUUUUCCUUUUGUGUAUUUAAAAAGAACAAUAGACAGAACAAUAGAGUAGCCACAUUUUUACUCUCCUGUUAGAACGUCCGUCUGUCUGUCCGUACAAAUCCAGGAUGUGUCAUUAUGAUUGUCAGCAAGGUCAAGGUCAUACUUAGACAUCAAACCUUACAAAUAGGCCUUCCAUUUUUCAUGUCAUGUCUUUCAUGCAUGGAGGUAUUCCCAAACCUUUUGGUGCAAAUCAUUACAAACAUGAGGCAAUGUAUAGACAGUAAGAUCAACGUGCUUACCCAAAUGCCAAAGUCACACUUGGAGGUUAAUUUCUCCUCCUGUAUUAUAACCAGGAGGGGAGACAUAUAUUUGUCACAAGAACAGUCUCUUGUAGUGUUUGAUGUUCUUAAUUGUUGAAGGCAUUUGAUAUGAAAUGAAAACAGGGGGCCUCUGUGGCUAAAGAAUGGUCAAAUCAGUUCCCUCUCAUUGAUCUGGGUUAAAGCCUUUUUAUGAAGCAGAUAACAUUUUAACCAAUAAAUUCAAGAAUAGGCUUAUUUUCUUAUUCUCAAUAAUUCAAGCAAUAAUAAAAGCAUGAAAAUUCUAUUGAAAUAUGUACUUUAUGAUGAUGUUUUGGUUUGAAAAUACAUGUAAUUAUAAUAUUUGAACCAUUUCUUAUUUAUACAGCACUCAGUUCUGCUAGAGGAAAUCAUCCUGUAGAAGAACGUUCGACGCUGUGUAGUGAUGCUGUUAACCAAGUGUCCAAUGAAGAAAUUACAGCAAUGUCAACUGCUCUAUUUAGCACUACUACAAAUGAUACGGUUGGGGAUCAUGCUAGUGGUGAGGGUCAUUCUGGCACUGGGGAUCAUGCUGGCAGGGAUUAUGCUAGUGGCGAGAAUUAUGCUAGUGGGGAUCAUGCUGCUGGCGGGGUUCAAUCAGUAGACAGAGAAGUACAGGCAUGUCCAACUGACCUGUUCCUAAACAAAGAAGAACUCUAUUUGAACCUUUUGUAUGCAGAGUCUGAGAGUGUGAAAAUUUCUGAUGGAGUUGGUCUCUUCAUGGUUUUACCAGAACUGGACUUCCAAAAGUGUCAGUUGAAGAAAGAUCUCAUUUUGCUUGAAAGGAAGUAUGUUACCUUUAAUUGUGACAACGGGAAAUGGAUUUAUAUGUGCAGCUGUCAGCCAGUACUCUGCAGAGAAAUGAAAUCUUCAUUUAGACAGUAUACACAUACUUAUGAUGAAUUUCUUCACCAGUUUAAGCAGUGUGAACAUCGCAGGAUUGCCUCAGUCAUAUUUGACCAGCAUGAUGAUCUGCAUCAGAUAGAACCUCAACAUUACCUCAAUUUUGAAGGUUGGAUGGAUUUCCCUUGGCAUACACAAAUGUUUGAGCACUUCAGCAAUUUGGCAAGAUUAUUUCCGACCAUACUUGUAUACAUUUUGACAUUGAAGCAGAUUUUAUCAUUUUCAAGCCAGCCGUUGGCCAAAAACUGAAUGCAAAGGUAAACAAGAUAAGCAAAAGGCAUAUUGGAUGUUUAGUGCACAAUCAUUUUAAUGCCUGGACACCUCACAUGUCAAGCACAGAAAAAUUGUCCGCUGAUAUUUUAAUGGGAGCAGAAAUAGAGAUAUCAGUUCAAGAAGUUUCCACAGAUAGAAAUGUGGUUUCAAUCAGAGGAAAAUUUGAAAGGUUUCUAUCACCUGACAU
Molecule: messenger RNA, 2459 nt
Organism: Ruditapes philippinarum (Manila clam)
Lineage: Eukaryota; Metazoa; Mollusca; Bivalvia; Venerida; Veneridae
Product: eukaryotic translation initiation factor 5B-like
Exons: 8
Coding region: 1541-2248 (235 amino acids)
Source: RefSeq, a predicted model, not a curated record